Rangifer tarandus platyrhynchus (Svalbard reindeer) is the source of this 2655-nucleotide messenger RNA. NCBI's taxonomy places the organism in Eukaryota, Metazoa, Chordata, Mammalia, Artiodactyla, Cervidae. The record is from the annotation of a GenBank genome assembly.
AUGGGCCCUCGGUGCCGCAACCUCUCUGCGCUCCUGCUGCUGCUGCUGCAGGUCUCAUCGUGGCUCUGCCAGGAGCCGGAGCCCUGCAUUCCUGGCUUUGGCGCUGAGAGUUACACGUUCACAGUGCCCCGGCGGAACUUGGAGAGAGGGCGAGUCCUGGGCAGAGUGAGUUUUGAAGGAUGUGCUGGCCUACCAAGGACAGUCUAUGUUUCUGACGACACCCGAUUCAAAGUGCACACAGAUGGCAUGGUUACAGUCAAGCGGCCUGUGCACCUUCAUCGUCCAGAGCUAAGUUUUCUUAUCCAUGCCUGGGACUCCACCCACAGGAAGCUCUCCACCAAAGUGACACUGAAGUUGUCAGCGCACCACCAUCACCACCACCAUCAUCAUGACUCUCCUUCUGGAACCCAGAUGGAAGUACUCACAUUUCCCAGCCCCCACCAUGGUCUCAGGAGACAGAAGAGAGACUGGGUUAUUCCUCCUAUCAGCUGCCCAGAAAAUGAGAAAGGCCCAUUUCCUAAGGCACUGGUCCAGAUCAAAUCUAACAGGGAUAAAGAAACCCAAGUUUUCUACAGCAUCACUGGCCAAGGAGCUGACACACCCCCUGUCGGUGUUUUUAUUAUUGAGAGAGAAACAGGAUGGUUAAAAGUGACACAGCCUCUGGAUAGAGAACACAUUGCCAAGUACAUCCUCUUCUCUCAUGCUGUGUCUUCAAACGGACAAGCUAUUGAGGAGCCUAUGGAGAUUGUGAUCACCGUGACCGACCAGAAUGACAACAAGCCCCAGUUCACCCAGGAGGUCUUCAAGGGGUCUGUCCUGGAAGGCGCUCUUCCAGGAACCUCUGUGAUGCAGGUCACAGCCACAGAUGCAGAUGACGAUGUGAACACCCACAAUGCUGCCAUCGCUUACAAAAUCCUCACCCAAGAGCCCACGCUGCCGCACGACCAAAUGUUUACCAUCAACAGGGAAACGGGCGUCAUCAGUGUGCUCACCACCGGGCUAGACCGGGAGAGUUUUCCCACAUACACCCUGGCGGUCCAAGCAGCAGACCUUAACGGCGAAGGCUUGAGCACAACUGCAACAGCCGUGAUCACAGUCCUGGACACCAACGAUAAUGCUCCCAGAUUUGACCCGACCACGUACGUGGGGUCAGUGCCUGAGAACGAGGCUAACGUGGCCAUCACCACACUCACAGUGACCGAUGCCGAUGUCCCCAGCACCCCAGCAUGGGAGGCUGUUUACACAGUAUUAAAUGAUAACGAGAAGCAAUUUAUCGUUGUCACGGACCCAGUCACCAAUGAAGGCACUCUGAAAACAGCUAAGGGCUUGGAUUUUGAGGCCAAGCAGCAGUACAUCCUGUACGUGGCAGUGACCAACGUGGCCCCCUUUGAAGUCACUCUCCCCACGUCCACGGCCACCGUCACCGUGGACGUGAUAGAUGUGAAUGAAGCCCCCAUCUUUGUACCUCCUCAAAAGAGAGUGGAAGUGCCCGAGGACUUUGGCGUGGGCCUGGAGAUCACAUCCUAUACCGCCCGGGAGCCAGACACAUUUAUGGAACAGAAGAUCACGUAUCGGAUUUGGAGGGACGCUGCCAACUGGCUGGAGAUUAAUCCGGACACAGGUGCCAUUUCCACUCGGGCUGAGUUGGACAGAGAGAAUGCCGAGCAUGUGAAGAACAGCACGUACACGGCCCUCAUUAUAGCCACUGACAAUGGUUCUCCGCCUGCCACUGGGACAGGCACCCUGCUCCUGUUCCUCGAUGAUGUAAAUGACAAUGGCCCUGUACCAGAACCCCGGGUCAUGGACUUCUGCCAGAGGAAUCCCGAGCCUCACAUCAUCAACAUCAUUGAUCCCGAUCUCCCCCCGAACACCUCCCCCUUCACAGCAGAACUGACACACGGGGCGAGUGUCAACUGGACCAUUGAGUACAAUGACCAAGAACGUGAAUCUCUGAUUUUGAAGCCAAAGAAAACCUUAGAGGUGGGUGACCACAAAAUCAAUCUCAAGCUCAUAGACAACCAGAACAAAGACCAGGUGACCACACUUGACGUGCACGUGUGUGACUGUGAUGGGAUUGUCAGCAACUGCAGGAAGGCCACAGUUUAUGGCGAAGCAGGAUUGCAAGUUCCCGCCAUCCUGGGAAUCCUCGGAGGCAUCCUUGCUUUUCUGAUCCUUAUUCUGCUGCUUCUGCUACUUGUUCGGAGGAGAAGGGUGGUCAAAGAACCCUUACUGCCCCCAGAAGAUGACACGCGGGACAACGUGUAUUACUAUGAUGAAGAAGGAGGUGGAGAAGAAGACCAGGACUUUGACUUGAGCCAAUUACACAGGGGCCUGGAUGCUCGGCCUGAAGUGACUCGCAAUGACGUGGCACCAACCCUCAUGAGUGUGCCCCAGUACCGACCCCGCCCUGCCAAUCCUGAUGAAAUUGGAAACUUUAUUGAUGAAAACCUGAAGGCAGCUGAUACUGACCCCACUGCCCCACCCUAUGACUCUCUGCUGGUGUUUGAUUAUGAAGGAAGUGGUUCUGAAGCUGCUACUCUGAGCUCCCUGAACUCCUCAGAGUCAGACCAAGACCAGGACUAUGAAUACCUGAAUGAAUGGGGCAAUCGCUUCAAGAAGCUGGCGGACAUGUAUGGAGGUGGCGAGGAUGACUAA